GCAACCGCACUUCCGCUCAUGCGUUUUCGCGGAACAUCGGCAAAAAACAUGGCGAUGACAAUGAGCCAAAGCGACGCUGAAGUGCAACAGAAAGAAGAGGGAGAGGAGGAUGAGCAGUCUAUAUCCAGAUCUGACAGUGGCGAGGAUUCUCUCGAUGGCCUUACAACACAUAGAUGCCCUCUUACACCUUCAUUGUCGCCCCGGAAACGGACCAUCAGCCAGAGCAAAACGGAGCCACCGCUUCUGAGAACAAAUAAGAGAACAAUCUACACUGCGGGGCGUCCACCCUGGUACAAUGUUACCGGGACCACCUUUAAAGAAGCCUUUGUCAUAGGUCUUUGUGGAGGAAGUGCCUCUGGAAAAACCACUGUGGCCAAUAAGAUCAUAGAGGCUCUAGAUGUUCCAUGGGUCGUUCUGCUCUCUAUGGACUCUUUCUACAAGGUUUUAAGUAAAGAGGAGCAAGAGUUGGCAGCCAAGAAUGAGUACAACUUUGAUCAUCCUGAUGCUUUUGAUUUUGAGCUGCUGGUAACUGUGCUGAGAAAACUGAAAAAGGGCAAAAGCAUCAAAGUGCCAGUUUACGACUUUACUGCCCACAACCGUCGCAAAGAGUGGAAAACUGUCUAUGGGGCCAACGUUGUGAUAUUUGAGGGAAUAUUAGCUUUUGCCAACAAGGAGCUUUUAAAGCUGUUGGACAUGAAGGUGUUUGUGGACACUGACUCCGAUAUCCGGCUGGUCAGGCGUCUGAAAAGAGACAUCACUGAUCGAGGGCGUGAUAUUGCAGGCGUCAUUAAACAGUACAACAAAUUUGUCAAGCCAGCAUUUGAGCAGUACAUUGAACCCACAGUUCAGGUUGCAGAUAUCGUGGUCCCCAGAGGUGGAGAGAACUUUGUUGCUUUGGAUCUGAUUGUUCAGCAUGUUCACAGUCAACUUGAAAAGAGGAAACUCCGCUGGGAUAUAUCUGCCUUGGCAUCGGCUCAUCAGGGCCAACCUCUGCCCAAGACCCUGAGCGUCAUGGAGAGCACCCCACAAGUCCGAGGGUUGCACACUAUUAUCAGGAAUAAAGAAACCAGUCGAGAUGAAUUUAUUUUCUAUUCAAAGAGAUUAAUGAGGCUUCUCAUAGAGCACGCCCUGUCCUUUCUGCCUCUGAAGCCAGUGUCUGUUGAAACUCCACAAGGAACUAUAUAUGAAGGGAAGAGGCUCAGCGGAAAGAGGAUCACUGGUGUGUCCAUUCUACGGGCAGGAGAGACUAUGGAACAAGCCUUGAUGGCUGUUUGUAAGGACAUUCGACUCGGAAAGAUCCUCAUUCAGACCAAUCAUGACACAGGAGAGCCUGAGCUCCAUUACCUGCGUCUGCCCAAGGACAUCAGUGAGGACUAUGUUAUACUGAUGGACAGCACCGUGUCAACAGGGGCGGCAGCGCUCAUGGCUGUCAGAGUCUUACUUGAUCAUGAUGUCCAGGAGGACAAGAUAUUCCUGCUAUCUUUACUCAUGGCUGAGAUGGGUGUCCACUCUGUGGCAUAUGCCUUCCCUAAAGUACGCAUUAUCACCACUGCUGUGGACAAGAAUGUCAACGAUGAGUUUCACAUCAUUCCAGGAAUUGGUAAUUUUGGGGACCGUUACUUUGGGACUGAUGCUCCAUCAGACUGGUAUGAAAGUGAUGACGGAAUGGACUACUGAAUAUCAUUGCGACUGUGUGUUUGCAUUCUUCAGAAAAGGGAACAUUUAAGCACCACAAUCAUCUGAUUGUGGACCCAUUGACCUGUCCGAUAUAAGCGUAAGAUUUAGACUUACGUCGAAGCAUGAUCUGCCCCUCAAACAAGCGGAGAUUAUUGUUCUUUAACUUUCCUAGAAGUGCCCUUAUGACCAGAGAGCAAUGCUAGUGUUAAGUUGAAAUAAUAACCGCAUUUUUUUUAGAUCACAUUACUACUUGAACUAGGUAAUGAUGGAGUGGAAUGCUAAUGGGACACUCCACCAUUUUCUUGUGGGUAUAUUUGGAAUGGUAUAGGACCAAACUACUUGUACUAUUUUGUUCAAUAGUAUGAGUAUAUAGUUUAUAUGCUGUGUAGAAUGCAGUAUAUAUUAUUUUAGUAUGCGAUUGCAAACAGCACAAACUGUAUUUGCCAAUGUUUAUUAACUGAUUUCAUGUCUAAAUGACUUCAUAUAGCAUAUAUGCCCUAAAUGUGCAUUUGUCCUGUGCAGGAUAAGAUGCACAUUUCCAUGUGCUUGCAUUUUAGGGUUUAUUUUAGCUUGUUUAUAAUAAUGCAGCUUUACUAUAGAAUAGGCAUAAAUGUUACUAGCUUGAUAGUAGCCCAUGCACAAACAGGAAAUUGUAAGAUUUGGGUUGCACAUGCCGGCAUCAGUGUUUACUGCAAUGCUGCAAUUCUCUAGGACAGCAAUUGCUCAUAAAUGAUACAUGUACUGUUUAAUAUACAUUUACUUUGGAUUUUUUCCAGUUGAUUGAUGUAUUGAUGGCUAUUACAUGUUAAGUGACACAUUAAGUUUCUAUUCGUUAGUGUAUGUGUAUGUGAAAAUAUGGGAAUUAAAUAUUGAAAAGAGACUUUUGUUCAGAGUAAAAUCUCAAGUCCAAAGCAAAAAUAUUUUCCUCCCUUCAUUGGUUUUAGUAUGCAUUAUGGUGCCACAGAGGGGAACAAAAUCAGGUUUAUAGUUUAUUCUACAUUGCAGCCAUUUUCCAGGUUAUAUACUUGAAUUUUAAAGUGUAGAUAAUGCAUAUUUAUUUCUCACUAGUUUUCUUGCCAAGUCUGAUUUAAUUAGAGGUUUAGACCAAUUUUCAAAGGCAAAAGGAUAGGCAUAAAUAUUAGAGAAUGUUUUGGAGGUUUGUAAGCAGCAAUUUGAACCAAAUGAGCAUUUCUUUCAGUUACAUGUCAUCUAAUGCAAAUAGUGCUGUUUCUUUCUUUUGUAAAGCCUGAUAGGAGUAUAAGAAUAGUGCCAAUAUGCACAUCCAGCAAACUUUGAUGCACUUACAUGUUAUGUGAACAAGUAGUAGUAUUUGAUCACACUUUCACCUAAAGGGGUGUGUUGCACAUUCUUGCAAUGAAAUUUAAUUAAAUAUGGAUGUCGAUUUGGUCUCAUUUUGUUAAAUGUAAUAUUGGAAUAUAUAUCUUUGCCUCAGGAUCCUCCAUGUAAAUUAUAUUUCUUUGUGUGUUUGUGUUCUAAAUGGAACUGCUCAUUGUUCUGUGUGCAGUGAUUAUGGACUGGUUAUGUGUUAUUUUGAAUAAAGCAUAAUCAAAUCUCAGUAAUGGAUCCUUUUCAAACUUUACUACAUUGUAAAAUAAAUAAAAAUAAGUAAGGAAUCUUUUUUUUUCUCUCUCUCUCUCUCUCUCUCUCUCUCAAAUGCUCAAGAUAUAUAUACUGUUGUUAUUUUGUCCAAGUUAAUGAUUGUUCUGGUUUAUCUGUUUAUAACAAGCUUCAUAAUGACCUCCAGUGCUGCAAGUCAUUCAAUGUAUGUUGAAUAGUUUGGGGCUAUAAAAAGCGCAAUAAAAUAUCUUGUGCAUAAA
Myxocyprinus asiaticus (Chinese sucker) is the source of this 3515-nucleotide messenger RNA. RefSeq names its product uridine-cytidine kinase-like 1. Lineage: Eukaryota; Metazoa; Chordata; Actinopteri; Cypriniformes; Catostomidae. Gene Ontology annotation, molecular function: ATP binding; kinase activity. The transcript has 15 exons. The record is from RefSeq and is a predicted model, not a curated record. The coding region runs from base 19 to 1677 and encodes 552 amino acids. Gene Ontology annotation, cellular component: cytoplasm.